AUGAAUUCCAACGAAGGCGUACAAGAUGUAACUAAGCUUACUCUUGCGUCAAUGGUAACCCGUAGCCACUCAGAUUCAUCCACAUCGAACUGCAAAGUAUAUAAUAUCGACCAUGGAAUUGAUCGUCUUGUUGUCAAUUUCUGCCAAAAUGCCCCAACUGAAACGAAGAGCAAGUUACCUGGUAACUCCUGUUCUGAAAGCGAUAGUAGUAACAAGACAUCCUGUAGAUGGUUUGGAUGCAAUAAUAGCUUUGAGUCAACAGAAGAACUAAGAGAUCAUCUUCAAAAAAUUCAUAUAGAUACUCAUGAUGUGGAAGCAAAAUAUGCUUGCCUCUGGCAAGGUUGCAAGGUGUACAACAAGCCCAGUGUAUCACGUAAUUGGCUGGUUCAGCAUGUUUGUAAACAUACCGGCGAUAGGCUUAUUAAAUGCUUAAUUGAUGGAUGUAAUAUGACUUUUGCUACUCAAAAUGGGUUAGCUAGGCAUGUACCGUCUCACUUUAGUAACAAACACCAAUCUGGUUCUAAAAAAUCAAAUACCAAUGAUCAGGCGCUGUCUCAAAUAACAAAUCAUCAAACGACUUCAAUGACCAAGGCUAACCAUGAUCUUUCUUACGGUCUAACAAGUGGCCAUAGAAAUCGCCUGAAAAGAAGACGAUUGCAUGCACUGGGAGUGCCUCAGAGCUCCCCCGUUCAAAUGUCAGAUGAUCCUUUCGAUGAUAAGGUUAUGCAAGUCCUUAAACAAAGAAUAUAUCACGCUGCCGAAAAUGUCGGAUUAAUGCUGACAAAUAAAAUUACUUUUCGAAGCCAGGUUAUCGCAAGGCGGUAUCUUGAGGGUGAUUCUGCUGUAGCCUGUGGGACGCGAUGCCAACUAUUACUCCGUUGGUGGCCAACAAAUAUGUUAGAAGAUGAGUGGAUUCAUGAAAGUGAUUUGCAAAAGUACGAAACCAUCUCAAUUUCUACCCGGAAUUUACCAUUAAAUGGACGUCUUCGUUUUGGUGAUUUCUACUGUAAAUUUAGGUCCAGAAAGGAAUAA
Trichoplax adhaerens is the source of this 1032-nucleotide messenger RNA. RefSeq lists its product as uncharacterized. The transcript has 5 exons. Gene Ontology annotation, cellular component: ESC/E(Z) complex. The coding region runs from base 1 to 1032 and encodes 343 amino acids. NCBI's taxonomy places the organism in Eukaryota, Metazoa, Placozoa, Uniplacotomia, Trichoplacea, Trichoplacidae. The record is from RefSeq and is a predicted model, not a curated record. Gene Ontology annotation, biological process: regulation of transcription by RNA polymerase II.